Molecule: messenger RNA, 1430 nt
Organism: Nezara viridula (southern green stink bug)
Lineage: Eukaryota; Metazoa; Arthropoda; Insecta; Hemiptera; Pentatomidae
Source: the annotation of a GenBank genome assembly
UUAUUAUUUAACAACUUAAUUAACCAUUUCGUCAUAUGUCAGUAUGAUACCGUAUGUAAAGAACAAUUAAAAUUUUUAGUUCAUAAUAUUUUUUUUUGAUUUUUUAAUAUUGAGUAAUAUUUAGAUCAUUUGAUAAAAAUGGCAACAAAUGCAGAAAUCAAUGUGAAAAUUUCAUCUGAGUUUCGCAACAUCCUACUAGAAUUGGUUGUAGCAUAUUUAAUUGAUCAACCUCCUGAUUUUCUCGAUUUUGCCAUAGAAUUUCUAACAGAAAAAAGAAAUGAGAAAUUAGGGACCGCCCAGUACGUUCGACCAGAUCUAUUCGAGACCGAAGAAGAACUAGAGGAUGACUACAUAGAUCGCCGAGAACGCAGGAGAUCCGUCUUUGCUGAAGCUUACGAUCCCGAGGAAGAAGUUGAGUUUAAACCUCCAGUAUAUCCUAAGGAUAAAAAAGAAAAAGCAAAGAUGAUGGACGCUAUGAAAAACAUAUUAAUUUUCCGAUCGUUGGACAAUUCGCAAAAGGAACAAAUACUUGAUGCUAUGGUUAAGAGAGAUGUAUUCCCUGGUGAAGUGUUAAUUAAUCAGGGAGAGGAAGGUGAUUUCUUUUACAUUAUCGCUGUAGGAAUCUUCGAAGCUUGGAAGGAUGACAAAGUAUUGCUAAACAAGUAUGUCAAUAGUGGCAGUUUCGGCGAACUAGCUUUGCUCUACAACGUCCCGAGAGCUUGCAGUGUCAAAGCAAUCACUGAAGGAACUGUCUGGGUUUUGGAUAGAUUAACCUUCCGCAAGAUCGUUCUGACGAAUGCCUUCAGGAAAAGAAAGAUGUACGAGAUGCUGAUAGAGGGUGUACCACUGCUGUCUGCUCUCAACGAAUACGAGAGGCUAGCAGUUGCCGAUGCACUUGUAAGCCAAACCUUCCAAAACGGGCAGAAGAUAAUAGGGCAAGGGGAUUCGGCCGAUGGGAUGUACUUCGUGGAGAGCGGCAAGGUGAAGGUGACGGUCAGAGGUAAGGACGGGGCUGAAAUCGAGAUAAAGCGGUUGGAAGCCGGGGAGUACUUCGGGGAACUGGCCCUCCUGACCUGCAAGCCGAGGGCGGCUUCGGUCUACGCCGUUGGGACCGCCAGGGUCGCAUUCUUGGACGUGGACGCCUUUGAGAGGCUGUUGGGGCCGUGCAUGGACAUCAUGAAGAGGAACUUCGAGACCUACGAGACUCAGCUGAACCAACUGUUUGGAAAGUCCAUCAUCUCACCUCAUGAGGUGAGGCAAUCUCAAAGGCAAUAAAGGUUACUUAUAGAGGAGCAUUUGAUGUAAAUUCUGUUAAUUAAUUAUUGAGGUACAGAUCAAGUCACGAUGAUGAAAUGCAUCAAGUGUUGACAUAAAUAAAUUCGCCAUUUUAUCAAAUGUGUUAGUCUUAAAAUAAAUUUUUUUUUGACAUA